CUUGUUAAUCCAACCCAUUAGAGAGAGAGAGAGAGAGAACUAGUAAUUAAUUAAACAUGGAGAAAGCACACACAAAAUCUGCACUCAAGCUUAUUAACGCUAGUUCACAGUCUAAUGUUCCAUGGAGCACUACUGCUAGAGGAAUGGCAAAAGAUGAUCUCAAGGAGAAACUGUGUGACAAAUCCAAGGCAAUCCCAAAACCUCCAUCCAAGGAAAAUACUAAGCCACAAGAAUUCAAACUCCAUACACAACAAAGAGCUUAUAAACGUGCAAUGUUCAAUUAUUCUGUUGCAACCAAGCUAUAUCUCAUGGAGCUGGAAAAGAAACAGAUAGAGAAGAUCCAAAAGAUCAUAGAAGAAGAAGAGGUUCGCUCCCUGAGAAAGGAAAUGAUUCCAAGAGCCCAGUUGAUGCCUUUUUUCGAUAGACCUUUCUUUCCACAAAGAUCAAACAGGCCUUUGACAAUACCUAGAGAGCCAAGUUUCCGAAUGGUGAACAGCAAGUGUUGGAGCUGCAACUCUGGAAAUGAACUCUACCAUUUUCAACAUGCUCAUCAAGAUUGGAACUACUAAUUUUGGCGGUGUUUAAUUUCAUCCAUCUUGUACAACAUAUCUAGUCAUAGAUUUUUUUUUUUUUUUUGUUUUUAAGUUUUGUGAGUGUGUUAAUAAUGUAGCAAGCAACAUAUUAGGUCUUUUAGGGGUUUUUACAUUAGUUUGCCUUUACAUAUAGCCAUAAACCCCUGCUUUCAAUGGGUUUGAUUAAUGUUAUUCUCACAUCUAAUAAUGUGAAUUUUAUUUUUGCACUUCUGUUUCA
This is a messenger RNA of Jatropha curcas, 810 nucleotides long. RefSeq names its product TPX2 (targeting protein for Xklp2) protein family. Gene Ontology annotation, molecular function: microtubule binding; protein kinase activator activity. The record is from RefSeq and is a predicted model, not a curated record. Gene Ontology annotation, cellular component: spindle; nuclear microtubule. NCBI's taxonomy places the organism in Eukaryota, Viridiplantae, Streptophyta, Magnoliopsida, Malpighiales, Euphorbiaceae. Gene Ontology annotation, biological process: activation of protein kinase activity; mitotic spindle assembly; regulation of mitotic spindle organization.